Anopheles bellator is the source of this 1878-nucleotide messenger RNA. RefSeq names its product glutathione S-transferase C-terminal domain-containing protein homolog. The transcript has a single exon. The record is from RefSeq and is a predicted model, not a curated record. NCBI's taxonomy places the organism in Eukaryota, Metazoa, Arthropoda, Insecta, Diptera, Culicidae. The coding region runs from base 1 to 1818 and encodes 605 amino acids.
AUGAUCAUGGAGCUGUUUCUUAGCUACUACAAAGCUCCCGAGGUGACGUCGUCUUCCCACCUAUGCCUUCAAGUUCCGCUCGACAGCUACGUUGUCCUAGCGCUGUACCGCUAUCUAGAAAUCGACCCUACCAAAGUCGCCGUACAUUUUGUGCAAUGCAAAACCCCGACGACCUUGCUGAAUGUCGUGUUACCCUCGCACCACUUCGGAAGCCCGUUGGUCAACGAUAGUGGUAUCCUAGCAACACCCGAAAAGACGGCUCUCCAUUGCCAGCUACCGUCCAUUGCUGUACAGCAAAAUGACAUCAUCAUUUCCGGACUGUGCGGCGUGUGCCGUCGACUAACGAAGGAACAUAUUCCGAGCACCGUUCCGAGCGUACCGUCCGCGCGGCUGCUCGGUUUCAAGGGUAACACCCUGGUCGCACCAGCGGAUGCUUCGCUAUGGACGAAAUUCUGCGAACUCGAUGUGAUCCGCUGCGUGGAGGACGUUUUACAACUUACGAGCACCAGCGAGAAGCUUCCGGAUGAAAUAGGUCAGCUGGAGCGGCAUCUUCUACAGCCACUUAAAUCGCAUAACAUCUACAAACUGAUCAAUCUGGUGAACAAUGUCCGCAUUUCAUCGGCCGAAGAACACUGUCAGCUGCCGGGGGAACGGUUCGACUUUCAUGCGAAUCAUAAAUUCGCAGAAGGAUACGAGAAAACUCUCGCUGAUAUCAUUCUGUUCGUGUGCUUCGAGCUGAUUGUGCGCCGAUUGGGGUGCCUGUUGCUGUCUGAAAAAGUCCCACAGGUCGCGGGCUGGUAUGCGCGAGUUGCAUCCGACGACGCAGGGAAACUAGAGCGCGUGUGUAACGAAAUCGCCCCUCUGCAGGGGAACGAUGUACUGCGGAAGGUAGAACUGGCUGGGGUACAAAUUAGCAUUCCUACCGAGUUUAGUCUCUACAAAUCGGACACAAAAAAGCUGAACCUCAAAGGGGAUCAAAUACUGACGACGAACCAGGCGGAGGUAGUGGAUAUUUUACAAAGAGUCGACACCAUACCUACCGACAUCGGAAGCGUAGAGAAUGCCCGUGGCGACCGCAAUCUAUUCGACUGGGCCACCGUUCCGCUGGACGCUCGACCCGAGGGAGGAAAACUACCGGUCGCUCGAGUACUCCGCAAACAGUAUCAGCUCGAAGCGCUUGCCAACGAAGUUAUCGCGCUGGCCAUCGACGGUAACAUUAUUGUGGACUUCUGCUCGGGAACGGGUCAUUUGGGCAUCUUGUUGGCAUGUUUGUUGCCUCGUUGCCAGAUCUAUCUGCUUGAAAAUAAGGAAGAGUCCCAGCAGCGAGCAAUGGUCCGUGUGGAACGGCUCGGACUGACCAAUGUAACGUUCUUCCAGUGUAAUCUUGCCUAUUUUACCGCCCACUUCGAUAUUGGCGUUUCUUUGCACGCUUGUGGCGUAGCGACCGACAUCGUGCUGGAGAAAUGCUUCGCCCAGCGGGCUCACUUCGUUAGCUGUCCGUGCUGUUACGGAAAGUUGUAUAACAUCGAGCACAUAACCUACCCAAGAAGCCGGUUGUUCCAAGGUUCUGGCCUUCUGUUAAAGGAGUACUUUUGCAUUGCCCACUGCGCCGACCAAACACACGAUCUGGCUAGCGAGCGGACGAAUGUGGCAAAGGCGCACCAGGGUUUCCAUUGUAUGGACAUUAUCGACCGCGAUCGAGCACUGCGGGCCGAAGAGCUUGGCUAUCGGGUGCUGAGGACCCGUUUGGGCCAGGAAAGCUGCACACCUAAAAAUCGACUUCUCGUUGGAACAUUCUUGGGUGUGGAACAAGAUUGAAAUACCGAACGUUGAAAUAAACAGUUUGAACAGUUGAAAUAAACAUCAAAAGGAAUCAUA